AUAAUAAUCAUACCUAGUUCUAGUACUUUGCAAAGUCUGAUUCGAGCGGACCAUCAAAAAAGAAGCUGUAGCAUGUGCAUCGGCAGAUCCAUCAUCUGCAGAGAAUUUGACAGAAUCUUUUCCGAGGCCAAAAGCAGAAMUCAAAUAAACUACCACUUCUGCGGCUGCCUUWRAUCGGAUGCAAAUUUUUACGUCCAUCCAAAUUCUUUGUCGAUGGAGCUUCUCAUCACGUACUUCUUUAACGGCGAAAGAUCUAAAAGCCAGCAUCACAACAACCACUCAUAUUCCAAAAAAUCUGCAACUGGAUCAAAUCAGUCACGACCCUAACAACRACCAUCACUGACUGAUGACACACAAUGAAGGCACAUGGAACUAAAACGACGAAGACAAGUACAAUGAUGGCAUCCAAGCAAAACAGAUUCGGCGAUAGGCUUUUUGGAGCCCGCAAGGUGCUCUUGCCAUGUCUCAUACUUGUAGUGGCAGUKGUUCUGGCCUCUCCAACAAAAUGCCCAUUCGCUGUAGAGGCUACGGCUGUCGACAAGAAURCAAGCUCUUUGAGAGGCCAAUCCAUUCGAAGACACCGUCGUUCGGAAUCGAUUGCAUCACAAACGACGWACUCACAAACGACGAACUCAGAGAUACCAUUAUCCAAUAAUCCUUCAAAAGUUAGGCGAAAACUGCUGUCAAAAAAGCGCUACUUUGCAAGAUAUUCGGGAUCCGUCGGUCGAGCAUCGGUCCAGCGAUGUGCAAAAUCGAUUUUGGAAGACGACGAUGACACAGACUACACGGUUUUCGAAGUAGAUUUUGAAAUUGAAGUAGAURUCGACGCWGACAUUGGUAUCGAUGAAAUAAUGCAAAAAGGUCAUUUGGUGUAUGAUCAAGAUUUCAAUUACGACAUCAGUAGUGGCGGAAGCAGCAGCAAUAAUGAUGAUGUAGAAGGAUGCAUUUCCUCCCUUCGAAAGAUGAACGACAUUUURGAUGUGGAGGAGGAUCGUCGAGUCUCGCUAUUUCAGGAAUCAUUAGUUUCGCCGUCAUCGUCGACAGAGGGCUUCGAAGAGGGAUCUGAAGAAUUCCCAUGGAAUGUCGAGGCCAUCCAAGCCGAUUGGGUGCCACCGGGUUCCAACAAGGUGACAGUAUGGUAAGUAAUCACCUUCCUCUGUACGGUAUGGUAGUUMCCGCUCCAUACGAUACCUCGAAUUUKUAUCUAGGGGAAUAAUUUUUAUUYMGCCUUUUCAUUGGCUGCRCACUCCAGCGCGAGCAAGAUGAGAGGCGUCGACUGUAACGUGGAUGAAUUAUGAGAACAGAAGAGCAUCGAUUGAUGUCGAAAGCUAUGCCAUUGCGUUAUUCUAAGCAAAAUCUAAAGACUUCGUUGUUUUUUCCUUCCAACAACCCUCCCUUCCCUCUUGUAUUGAUCAUGGAUACAGUGUAGUUGAUACCGGAAUAGCUGCCAAUCAUCCUGGGUUUCCGUCAACGCCGUCCUCUACAGACCUAGGAGAGAAAGGAAUUUAUCGAAUAAAGGGAAAAGAUUUUCGAAAUCUCUCAUUUACCGGUGGAGCCAGUGGCACACGAUUGAUGAAAUGGAACCGUGACAUCAAUGGCCAUGGCACUCACGUGGCUGGGGUAAUAUUUAACGUUGUCGAUGCCAGUAGAUAUAUUACAGGGACGCCAAACAAUGUUGAGCUCUUCGUCGUGAGCGCCUUCGACGGAAACGACGUUGGAUACGAAUCAGACGUGGUACGUGCGGUACGAACAUGUGUUGGGGAAGCCAAAGCAGAUGUGAUAAAUUUGUCCCUCGGAAAUGUCUAUCCAUCAUCGUUCAGUGCUGCGUUGUAUGCCAGUAUUGUYGAGCAGGGUGGGGCAAUCAUGGUUGCAGCAGCUGGGAACAAGCACGAAGGCGCGGAAGACUUUGACUUUUAUCCAGCAUCGAUCCCGUCAGUCAUUAGUGUUGGAGCCGUCGAAAGAGGUGGAUCCCACUUUCCAAGUUCCAUUCGAAACAAUCAAGUUGAGCUUGUCGGGCCAGGUCACGAAAUCCUGUCCACCGGAGUGAGAUGGAAUGAAGAAAAAAGCGAGAUGGAAUACGUCUACGAGCGCCGAUCGGGAACAUCAAGUGCAGCUCCCCACGUGACCGGGGCGGUAGCCUUGCUCAAAAGCCACUAUCCCACAUGUUCCAGUCGACAGAUACGAUAUGCCAUGGCCAAGACCGCCGUUCGUAGCGAGAACAAGAAUUCGAACUCUAACUCGGAGGAGGAGAAAACAACAGAAUGUGACUCGGCAGAAGGAUACGGGAGUAUCCAGGUACGAGAUGCUCUCGAUUGGUUGUUGUUCAUGGGAGGGUGUGACUCAUGGGACGUUGAGUUGACAAGUCUUGGGGGAUGUAGCAC
Molecule: messenger RNA, 2381 nt
Organism: Pseudo-nitzschia multistriata
Lineage: Eukaryota; Bacillariophyta; Bacillariophyceae; Bacillariales; Bacillariaceae
Source: the annotation of a GenBank genome assembly